Messenger RNA from Hevea brasiliensis (rubber tree), 582 nucleotides. RefSeq lists its product as uncharacterized. The transcript has a single exon. Lineage: Eukaryota; Viridiplantae; Streptophyta; Magnoliopsida; Malpighiales; Euphorbiaceae. The record is from RefSeq and is a predicted model, not a curated record. Bases 1 to 582 code for a protein of 193 amino acids.
AUGGAACAAAAUCUACCAGUGAUAGCAAAAAGAAUAUGGGAAACAGUACGUGUUAUCUUCUUCAUGCGAAAGGGCAUAUCAAAGAGAAAGCUUCUGGUUGAUCUCAACAUGAUGCUUAAACGCGGCAACAAGAUUGCAACUAAAGCCAUAGGGAACCUCGUGUUCCACCAUGACCACCACCGUGACAUCUCUUUCCCUGCCCCACCCCACGAAUACGAGUUCAGCUGCAGUAAUACCCCCAUGUAUUCACUUCACUUCCAUGUUAACAAGCGCCGCCACCAUAAUAACUUCUUCUCAUGUGCAUUCCACGCGCCACCAACUCUUGAUGACGAUGUCCCAACCAUGAACGCUGUGAAGCUAGCUUUGGAGAUGCUAAACAACAACAACAAUGAGGUGAUGGUGGAGGCAUCUCCUAUGUUGCCGGGGUUUGGCCGGAGCCCAAUGGUGAGGCAGCUGAGGAUAACGGACUCACCGUUCCCAUUAAGAGAUGUUAAUGAUGACAAUGGUAUUGUGGACAAGAAAGCCGAGGAGUUUAUAGAGAGGUUCUACAAAGAACUGAGGCAACAGCAGCAAUGGCAGUGA